GUUAUCAGCGCUGUAUGAACACGAAGCCUGCCCUAACUGUAUUUAUCAAGGCUGUAAACACCAUAAGGGCUGACCCAGCUCAAUAACAAUUCUUUUACAAGUGCAGCUAGUAGGGUUUACGUGUAGCAGCCAUUUUUAUGGAGACCAACAUUAUUUCAAUGUUUUACGCCUUUUUAUCUCGUGUCUUUAGAACUAUGUGGAAUUCUUGGAAAUUACACCCUGCUCGAGCAAUGAACUUGGCAACGAGUGAGAAAGAGAUGGAAGUUAGAUAUGUGAAACCUUGUGCUGCAUUUAGAGGAGGAUGGUAUAUUCCAACUAUUUUGUAAUGGCUGCAUCCACAUUUUAGUGCAAGUCUUGCCUGGUUGUAUGCUCCACAUAUAUUUAUUAUUAUUAUCACAAGCAUGUCCUUCUCUGAAACCAGAAACCCUACCGUUUUGGACAUUCUGAUAAGUUCUCUAUAUACUUUGAAAAAUACAGAUUUCAAAAGAUUUCUGUGUAAGCUGUCAGAUUUUCAUUAUGGAGACAAAGGUCCCAUUGAACGUGGACGCCUGGAAGGAGCAAACCAGAUUAAAACUGCAAGACUUCUUAUGGAUUAUUAUGGAGAAGAGAAUGUUCUGGAAUUGACUUUUCAAGUCUUCAAUAGUAUAGACUUGCGAGGACCUGCAGAAGAACUUCAAGAGGAACAAAGAAGGAUAAGUUCUUCUAUGAAUACUAAACAAAUUCAACAUUGCACCGUUUGGGAUAUUCUUCUACGCUCCUUGAAUCACCUUGUAAAGGAAGAUUUUGAAAGAUUUCAGUAUAAGUUGUCAGAUGUUCACGAAGAUGGCAAAUGUCCCAUUGAAUUUGGACUGUUGGAAGGUGCUGACCGCAAUAAAACAGCAAAAAUUCUUAUGGACUACCAUGGUGAAGAGAACGUUCUUGAAUUUGUAUAUCAAGUUUUCAUGACCAUGAACCUAAGGAGACCUGCAGACAAUCUGCUGAAGGAACGUGCAGUGAUUGAUAAACUAAACAAGGAAUUUUCAGAAAAAAGUGUGACCAACUUCAGACAAAAUUACAUGGAAGAAGUAAAGGAUCAAUACCAAUGGAUGAAAGAGAAAAAUGGUCUUUUAGGAGAUAUGUUUAACAUGGAGAGACGAUAUACCAAAUUGUUGCUUUUAAAAAAACACUCUAACGAAAAGGAGAGAGAAAAUGAAAUAAAAUAUUCAGGAACAAAACAUCUAGAAAUGAUGGCUGACCGAUCGUUGAAUCAUUCCAUGACCUCUAUUGAGGCUUUGUUUGAUCCUGAUGAAAAGGGAGAGAGUCCAAAGAUUGUGGUGUUACAAGGACCAGCAGGCAUUGGAAAAACCAUGACAGCGCAGAAGAUCAUGCUGGACUGGGCUUCUGGAAAUCUUUACCAGGACAAAUUCAACUAUGUUUUUUAUAUGAGUUCUACGGAAAUUAACCAAAUUACUGGUAAAAUGACCAUCGCUGGUUUUAUAAGAGAAAUAUGUCAGCUUUCGUGCUCACAGCAAGUGAUGCAGUCAAUUUUGCAAGACUCUGAAAAAAUACUUUUUCUUGUUGAUGGUUUUGAUGAACUGGACCAGUCUUAUAUGAUUAACAGAGCAGCAUAUAAAAAUUAUAACCAUGAAACCACCAAAGAAAUAUUUUUAAGUUGUCUAUUUGCCAAACGUGUUCUUAAGAAAUCUUCAGUUGUUAUCACAACAAGACCAUUCAUGCUGGAGAAACUGAAAAACUUUAUUACUUGCAAUAGCUAUGUGGAAAUAUUAGGAUUAAAAGACCGUGAGGAAUAUUUCUUAAAUUUCUUUGAAAAGAAAGAACAAGCAGCGCGAUUCCUUGAUUUAAUAAAACAAAAUGAAGUUCUAUUUACAUUGUGUGCUGUCCCUAUGGCAUGCUGGAUAGUCUGCACAGUGCUGCAACAGCAACUAGAGGAAGAUCUAAAGGUAAUUCAUUAUAACACAUCCACCUCUGUUUACAGACUUUACGUGGAGAGCUUAUUGACAUAUCAUAAGAGACACUCUGACCUACCAAUCAACAACUACAUAAAGAGACUGUGUGCCUUGGCCAAGGAUGGUGUUUUGAAUCAAAAAGUAAUCUUUAAGAAGUCAGAUAUCAGUAAUUUCCAACUUCCUGUUUCAAAUAUAAAAUCUCUGCUCCUGAAUGAGAACAUGUUUCGGAGGGUAGUUACACCUCAGACUUGUUACAGUUUCAUUCAUUUAAGUGUACAGGAAUUCUUUGCUGCUCUUCAUUAUCUACUGAAUGAAGAAACAGAAAGCCCAAGCAUAAAGGAGGAAAUCAGGUCUUUGCUAGAGAUGUCUGAGAAAGAUCCACAUUUAGCAUCAACAGUAAAAUUCUUGUUUGGUCUCUCCAGCGUAAAACAAAUUAAUGAGUUUGAGGAAAUCAUCGGUUGCAAAUUUUUCUCUGGUUCAAAAGAGAUGUUGGAAGAAUGGCUGAAGAAAAGAAUAUCAACAUGUCAAUGUCAUAAUGAUAUGCUGCAUUACUUAUAUGAGAUCCAGGAUGAUGAUAUUAUUAGGAGAAUAAUGCCUCAAUGUUUACAGUUGCAGACUGAAGGUUUGAUAUGUGGAUCUGUCAACAGUCAGGACAGCCUCAUUGAUAGGUCUUUGUCCUUCUGUUUGGAGAAAAGCACAAGUUACCAUGACAUUACAUUUAACUUGCACUCAUUUAGUCAAGAUGCAUUGAAAAUGUUAUCACCAAGAAUUCGCAAGAUUUCAAAACUCAAAUUUGAUUGGUGCCAAUUUCCUGAUGCAGAUAUAUCAUGCCUUUUUGAGCGUGCUAAUAAAAUUAAAGAACUGCAAUUCAUUCGCUGUGAUCUGACUCCAUUAUGCUGCAGAUAUCUUUUAUCUACUAUUAAAAAUCGAUAUUUGACUAAACUGGACAUGACAUGGAAUGAACUGCAGGACUCGGGAGCAAAAGUACUUUGUGAUGGCUUAAGGCAAUCAGAGUGUAAAAUACAAGAACUGAGGUUGGAGAAGUGCAAUCUUACUUCAUUUUCCUGUGAGGAUAUCUGCUUUGUUAUUUUAAACAAAUGUCUGGCCAAACUUGAAUUGUCACAGAAUGAAUUGCAGGACUCAGGAGUGAAAUAUUUGUGUGGGGGUCUCAUGCAGUCAGGAUGUGUGCUGCUUGAAUUGCGAUUGGAAGACUGUAAUUUGACAUCAAUCUGUUGUGAAGAUUUUUACUCUGUUUUUAUUACAAACCGAUCCCUGAUCAAUUUGGACCUGUCCGAGAAUAAACUGAAUGACUCAGGUGUAAAACUUUUAUGUGAAGGUCUAAAGCAUCCAGGCUGUACAAUACAGGAGCUGAGGUUGCGGAAAUGCGAUCUCACCGUAUCUUGCUGUGAGGAUCUGAAGUCUGUUCUUGUUCAUAACCUGUCAUUGAAAAACCUGGACCUAUCCAGUAAUGAUAUAGAGGACUUGGGAGUAAAACAUCUGUGUGAAGGUCUUCAACACCCUGGCUGCAUUCUACAGGAGCUUAGGUUGGAUUCUUGUCUUCUAACCUCAUCAUGCUGUGAGAUUUUCUAUUCUGUCCUUGUUAUCAAUCGAUCCUUGACCGAACUGGAUUUGUCGUGGAAUGAUCUACAUGACUCAGGAGUAAAACAUUUGUGUGAUGGUCUCAAGAAUCAAGGAUGUGUGCUGAAACAGUUGAUCUUAGAAGAUUGUGGUUUGACAUCCAACUCUUGUGAGGAUUUACACUCUGUUAUCAUUACUAACCAGUCUAUGACUAAGCUUAACCUGGCUGCGAAUGAAUUCAAGAAACCAGGGAUACAUCUUCUUCGUCAGGGUCUCAGACAUCCAAAUUGUACCCUGCAAGAGCUGAGGUUGUCUAGUAGACCUAUAAAUGUUGAUGAAUACAGAAAAAGGAGAGGACUUCUUCAAAAUGAGGAGAUUCCCUUGGGCUAAAUUCCAAAUGACAAGGUCCAACUUUGUAUGCUCCUUGAGAUUCUUUGCAACAGGCUUUACAUUUGGAGGACAUGUCCCAAAAUGAAUCAUA
Pelobates fuscus (common spadefoot toad) is the source of this 4005-nucleotide messenger RNA. RefSeq names its product NACHT, LRR and PYD domains-containing protein 3-like. Bases 402 to 3914 code for a protein of 1170 amino acids. Gene Ontology annotation, cellular component: cytoplasm. Lineage: Eukaryota; Metazoa; Chordata; Amphibia; Anura; Pelobatidae. The record is from RefSeq and is a predicted model, not a curated record. The transcript has 14 exons. Gene Ontology annotation, molecular function: protein binding.